AUUAAAAAUGAAGCGCUAUAGAAACCAAGAGGCCAAUGGAGGAACGGGAAGCUGUUUACAAGGGGGUGUACCGUUUCUAUGGUUGCUGGACAAACCUCCUGCACCAGGUAUUAAACUCCCUGCCCGCUGACAACCGUUAUAAAGACCUCUGCAGAGGAGAAGAAGCGCCCGACGGAGCGCCAAACUCAGACCACAGGAAUUUUUGUCCCCUUUUCCUUCUUUCUCUCACUCGCCAGAAGACAACAGGUGCACAGCAAGAACAAAAAAAAAAAAAAAAAAGGGCUGAGACUGAGCAUUCAAGAAGAGCUGCCCGUUUGGGAUUUAAAAGUCUCUAGUCAACAAAACAGCCGAGAGAAGGCGGUGGCAGGGGGAGACGGACAAGGAGCUGCAGGGUGACAGAGAGGUGUGUUGGAGGGAGAGAGAGCCAUGCUGUCUCUGAGCUGCGCAGACCCCUGGCCCGAAGGCUCCGUGGGGCUGGAGGAGGAGGUGGUGACCGCCGCUGCCCAGGCCGAGGAGCGGGACGGCGUCGGCGGCAACAGCAGCGUUAUCAGCUGCUGCGGCUCCGUCAACCUGGACGACAGCCUGACUAGCCUGCAGUGGCUGCAGGAGUUCUCCAUCCUCGGUGCCAACGUGCCGCAGCAGGCCCACCACCAGCCGCACCUGCUCGGCCAACAGCAGCUGGGAUCCGACGCGCCGUCCUCCCCUCUGGCCGGGGACCCCGCCUCCAUCGGGAUGCCCCUUACCCCGGGGAAGCCCACCGCCGCGGCCUACAGCAGGAUGCAGUCCCUCCCCGGUAUCGUCGCGCACGGCCACUGUCCGGACGAAGUGGACUACAAGACCAACGCGAACAUCAAGCCGCCAUACUCGUACGCCACUCUCAUCUGCAUGGCCAUGCAGGCCAGCAAGAAGAGCAAGAUCACGCUGUCCUGCAUCUACAAGUGGAUCACUGACAACUUCUGCUACUACCGCCACGCUGACCCCACCUGGCAGAACUCUAUCCGACACAACCUGUCGCUCAACAAGUGCUUCAUCAAGGUCCCGCGACAGAAGGAUGAGCCAGGUAAAGGGGGUUUCUGGAAGAUCGACCCUCAGUACGCCGAGCGCCUCCUGAGUGGUGCCUACAAGAAGAGACGGAUGCCCCCCGUCCAGAUCAACCCGGCCCUGCAGAACCGGCUCAGGAUCAACGUCCAGCCCCAGUCCAGAGCCUCCUGCGGCCCUUCAGGAGGUCAGAUCGGCCUGUGCAUCAACCCAGAGUCCCAACGGCUUCUCCGGGAGUUUGAAGAGGCGACCGGUGCUGACCAGAAGUGGGACCCCCAUCUGGCUGAGGGGACCAUGCUGGGGUCCUGGCCGGUGGUCAGGGGAAGAGGCGGGCACAAGAGGAAACAGUUGGGUUCCAGAAAUGGUGGCGCCAAAGUCCCUCGACGCUCCAGCUCCCCGCUGCUUCCCGUGGACGAACAGAAGGAGAUCGGACCGCUGAAGGGGGACUUUGACUGGGAUGCCUUGCUGGACUCGGCCCUCAGCGGGGAGCUCAGUUUGGAGGAGGGAGAGCCUCUGAGCCCCAUCAUGAAAGAGGAGGACCUGACGGUGAGGGGGACCCACAUCUCCCCCAUUGAAGCCCCCACAGGGGCUAACCGGAGGAGUAAUGACGUGUCUGACUUUGAUGAGGAAACCUUCCUCGCCACAGCCUUCCUGGAGAGCCCCUGGCCAGAAGAGGAGGAACAAGGCCCCAGCGAUUUCCUCUGUACCUCCACCGUCAACCUCGACCAGCUGUUUAACCUCGAAGACUCAUUAGGAGGAGACCCCAGCACCCGGAUUGACACCCUUCUUUGAGGAAUAAUUGCUUUCUCAACUUAUUAGGGAAUAACUUUAUUUUUUUUUACACGCAUGAAACAUUUAUUGUCCUUUUCCAAAAUGUCCGAAGUAUUUUUAACAAAGAUGAACAAAGAUGCCACAACGUGCAGCAGCAGCAGUUCCCAUCGAGAAUCUACGUCAAAUCUACAUAAAACAUGAAAUGACUUGACAAAUAAAAGCAAAUUUUGAGAACAAGGGCCUCAGCACACAUCGUAAAAUAGCCUGUUGGAGGCGAGUGUUGGCGUAUGCAGGGCUAGUUGGUGAAAUACAGCAGCUAGCGAGAUUACUGCUAACACAUGAACAAGAACAGGUACAGGCUACUAAUGCUAGUAACAUUAGCUUCCGUUUUCUCUGCUCUUCCUUUUGGUAUUUUGUCCACCCAAGAAUUCUACUGAAUAGAGUAAAAAUGAACUCGUAUCCAACAAGUUAGCUUCCUGUCAGUUAGCUACGUGGAUCCACAGCCACUACUCAGUCCCGCUGCCAAUUUCUCCCAGUGGCCACUUGUGGUACUACAGGAACCACUAUUGAAAAUAAAAAAACAACCUUAAACGAGGGGAAUGAUAACUCUAUAUAACAACUAAUAUUUGCAAAACUUUUUUGGGCUAAUGCACAUUUGCAAUUUUAACAACAAAUAAUAAAUAAUGAUAAACAUUUGUUCAAGUGAAUGGCACUGUACCGUAAUCUCAUACCCAUUUUGCAUCAUAUUAAGUUAGCAAACGGCUAUGAGGAGGUGGGGAAGCUAAGCUAACUAGCAUGUUAACUGGUAGCUAAGUAUCAUAUAUGGCAAUUCAGCUAAACUAGAUGUUUAACUGAAUGUUUAGCUAAAAAUAGGCAGUAGCUUUCUCCAUUUUGGAUUCUCCCGCUUUCCGUUCUUACAAACGUCAGCUCUGCUGAGAUGUGUUUCUACUACUCAGUUGUACAAAUCUACUUCGCUAUUUUAAGUUCAUGUCAUGGGACAGGAGGUUAAGAUGGCAAUGACUCAAUAAUUUCUGAACACUCAGGCUGAACAAUCUCUAGAAGGGAUUCCAGAUGAAUAAAUACUAAUAUUAAUACUAUAACUACUACUUAAGCUAUAUAGGAAGCAAAUGUAGUUUGUGAAGAAGCUGAUCAUAUUAAAAUUCAGUGUUUUGCUUUUAACUACAAACUUAAACUCACCUGAGACUUCCAUGUGUGCUCUCUUAUGGCACUUUCUAGUGCCAUGUCGGAUACAUUUUUAUUCCCCACCGCAAGACCAUAAGUUCCAUAGGGAAGAAUCACAGUAAAACUUCACAGUUUUAAAUACUGCUGAGACCACACUACACGGUCUCUGUUUACAUUGUGUGUAUUUUAUUUGAAAAACACAUGGCUCUCAGUGAGAUUUCCAGUGGACAAACUGAUCCUUUUUGUUUUUUUAAAGUGAAAUAAGUAGGUGUAAGGCCUAUGAUCGGUAGAAAUGGACUCCUUUGUUGUUUUAAUACACGUGUAAAGACUGUGACAGGAGCACUAUGAUAAUAAAUACUGAGAUAUUUGCCAAAUUAUGUUUAGUGUAGGAGUGAUUUACGGAAAUAGUUUUUUCGCUGUGUGGGAUUUUUGGUACUAACUGUUCUCCGUCAAGAUAAAUCAGACUGAAAAACUUCUUGUAGUACUGAGAGAUUGCUGUCAUCCUUUCUUUCUGUCUUUCAUUCUUUCUUUCCUUUUUACGAGGACAAAUCUCAGUUCCAUGGAGUGAAAGUUAAAAUGGACACGAAACGGCUCGGGGGCAAAAUCUUCCAACAAAGAACUAUUAGGAGCUUAAAGUGCUCACUUUAUAAAGGCCGUGGUGCCUUGUAAAUGAAUACCUGACCUUCUAUGUGCCAAGAACAACACUUGGGACUCAACAGGGUGACAGUGUUAAGAGGUUGUGGGGUUUAUACAUAUAUAUGUAUGUAUACACACAUAUUACAAAGAGGAAACAUCUUUUUCUGUAUUGGCACAUGAGAAAGGAGUUGUUGGUGCAUGAACAAUAAGAAAUAUCUCGCUGGAUACGGACUAAUCAAACCAAAUCACUCCGUAUGAAGACACCCUUUACUCUUGAGUAAUUUUCCUCUGAAGUGUGUGAAAGUGCAAUCAGUGUACAGUGCGUCUUGUUAUAUUGUACAUUCAGUUGUAGGAGUCCAUUCAUGCAGUUUACUUUAGAAAGUUUAGUUUGUGUAUUUUGAGGGAAAAAAGCAACCGCGGUUGUAUAUUAGCUCUUCUCUAUAUAAUAAUAAUAACAUUUAAAACCAUGUUAAUGGCAUUUUACCUCAUGAUUGGUUCUGUAAGCAAAUGCUGACGUGAGAGACACUGUAGGACUAUGCAGACUUUAACUUCCCUGUUUUCAUUUUAUUUUCCACUUUUCUUUGACAAUAAAAAAAAAAAGUUUUACUGGA
Molecule: messenger RNA, 4238 nt
Organism: Mugil cephalus (flathead mullet)
Lineage: Eukaryota; Metazoa; Chordata; Actinopteri; Mugiliformes; Mugilidae
Gene: foxj1a
Product: forkhead box J1a
Exons: 3
Coding region: 427-1830 (467 amino acids)
Biological process (GO): regulation of DNA-templated transcription
Molecular function (GO): sequence-specific DNA binding; DNA-binding transcription factor activity
Source: RefSeq, a predicted model, not a curated record